This is a messenger RNA of Larimichthys crocea (large yellow croaker), 2809 nucleotides long. RefSeq names its product tudor domain containing 3 (gene tdrd3). NCBI's taxonomy places the organism in Eukaryota, Metazoa, Chordata, Actinopteri, Sciaenidae. Gene Ontology annotation, molecular function: RNA binding; protein binding. Bases 171 to 2537 code for a protein of 788 amino acids. Gene Ontology annotation, cellular component: cytoplasm; nucleus. The record is from RefSeq and is a predicted model, not a curated record. Gene Ontology annotation, biological process: mRNA processing. The transcript is spliced from 14 exons.
CGCGUUGACGUAUGUUACGUAUGUUACGUAGGGUCGUUCAACACUCACAUUAGCAAGCUUUAUCAUCGUUAGGAGAAUAUGCAUUACAGGAUAAGAUAGUCGUUGUUUAAGUGUGCCCCAUUUUAAACCUGUCGGUGUCGUUGUUUACUUCGUCUACGGUUUGGACGAAAAUGACCGAUUUGACAGAUUCCCUGACCAAAGAGGGCUGGUACCUCAGUGAUGAAGGCAUAGCAGAGCUGAAAGGAUCUGCUGAGAAAAUCACACACAGUGACGUCAUUCGUAUUGCACUUGACAGUGAUCUUAGGCCUAUUGGGAGAAAGUUCCUGCCAUCUGACAUCAACAGUGGACGAACUGAGAAGUUGGAGGGUCCAUGUGUUCUCCAGGUGCAGAAGGUGAGGAACGUCUCAGCUCCUAAAGACCACGAGGAGUCCCAGGGCGCGCCGCGAAUGCUGCGGCUACAAAUGACAGAUGGGCAUACCACCUGUGUUGGAUUGGAGUUUAAACACCUGUCUAAGAUCAGCCUUAAUACCCCACCAGGAACAAAAGUAAAGCUGCUUGGUACAGUCCUGGUUAAAAAUGGUCUUUUGCUGCUCGAUGACUCAAAAAUCUCUGUCCUUGGAGGAGAGGUUGAUCACAUGGUGGAGAAGUGGGAACUACAAAGGAGUCUGGCUAAACACAGCAGGAGUAACAUUGGAGCGGAAGGUGGACCUCCCCCCUUUGUGCCAUUCGGUCAGAAAUGUGCAAGGAGGGACGAAGUAGACAGCAGAGAACUAGAUCAGAGGAAAACCCUCCAGAAUCACAGUGUGGCCAAAAGUCCUGAUGAGAAUGAUGAGUUUGAAAAGCAACGGACAGCAGCUAUUGCUGAAGUGGCCAAGACUAAAGAGGGUCCCCGCACGUUUGGUGGUGGAGGAAAUGCAGGCAGUAAUUUAUCCAGUGCUGCUUCCUUCUCCCGCAGCAGAGACUCAUACCAGCAGAGAAGACGAGAAGACAGGGUCGAAAGAACUGAAAGCAGACAAGAUGGAAACUAUCGAGAGCUGGUUGAUGAACGUGCGCUAAGAGAUAUCAUGGAGAUGGGCUUCAACAGGGAGGCCGCUCGACAGGCUCUCAUGGAUAACAACAACAAUCUUGAAGUUGCAUUAAACAGCUUACUGACUGGAUCUUCUGGUAGCAGACCUGGCCCUGUGGUAGCUGAAUCUAACAGGCCCCCACCCAGAGCCAGAGGAAGGGGAAGAGGCCGGUCCAGAAAUGAAGACGAGGAGGAGGGAGCAGGGGGAAGGCCAUCUGGACCAAGCACUCUGUUUGACUUCCUGGAAUCCAAGAUGGGAGUUUUCUCCAUUGAUGAGCCAAAGAGCCACGGAUCUCAGAAACAACAUGAACGUAAAGCGAAUUUCUCCAACUCAGACUAUUACUCCAAAGACACAUUUCAGACCAAGUUCUCUUCACAUAAUGAGCAUAGGCAACAAAGGACUGACAGACCUCCACGCUUCCAUAGGGACACUGACUUUCCCAAACCUGGCCAGGAGCCGCUCUCCAACUGUUCCACCGCCCAAACAUCAGCUCAAGGCCAGCAGUGGAAGGGCCAGGACAGAUGGUCACGAGGCACAUCAGACAGACCACAAAAUGACAGGAGAGACGUGCGAGACGAACAGAUAUUUCCUCCAGCCUUUGCGACUACUUUCACACGUUCAAAAGAACCUCAGCAGCAGAUGGAGUUUACUGGAUCCUUCCACCAGCGAUCCAGAAAUGGAGAUGGUGGUGGGAACAUGGCUGGACCGUCUCAGAGGAGAGGGAAUAAAGACACUGCACCCACAUCUAAAUUGAUCAAUUCCACAGGCAAUGAACUGGAUGGAAGAGGAAAUAAUAGACGUACUGACAGAACUGAAGAGCCCAACAACAGCAGGAGGAUGGGGAAGACUGACCGGCCAAACUCAGACCACUUUGACCGGCAAAGGGAUAGCGGGCCACCAAACUUUAACUCAAGGGGAGGAAGCUCAGGGGCAUCCCAAGAUUCGGGGUUAUCACGGGAUUCUCGCAUCACGACGGGGGAUCCUUCUCAUUUCCAAAAUGGAGAUAUGGAACACAAAAGGACUGGGCCAAUCAAGCCACCCAACUCGUCGGGUCCCCCCAACAGAGAGCCACCCCCCAAGAAAAACACUUCUAAUAACCCAGGACCUAAAAGAAGAUCAGGACAAGGCAAAGGUCCAGGUCCUCGAGGGCCAGACAAAAGUCAUAUUGUGGAGCGUGCUUGGAAGCCUGGAGACCAGUGCCUGGCACUCUACUGGGAAGACAGCAAGUUCUACCAUGCCAGAAUAGAUGCUGUGCAUCCAUCAGGCUCCACGGCCGUUGUUGUAUUUAGUGAUUACGGAAACUGCGAAGAGGUCCUGCUGCAUAACAUCAAACCUGUUACAGCUGAUGUGUUGGAGGAAGAUGAUGGUUACUAUGACAGUUCACUAGAGUUUCGCCGUGGGGGUGAUGGACAGCCUAGACGCACAAGACCAACGCAGCAGUAUUACCAGCCACCCAGGGCACGGGAUUGAUGUGUCUGCGUUUACAGUGUGUGCUUGUCCCUCAUCCUCCCACGGCAGAGAUUAUGUGACUUUCUACAACAAUCCAGAGUGCUUCCUGAAUUUUUAAGUGUCCACAUCGUCAGGACUUACUGAACUUUUCAAAGGGCUUGGACACAAUGCAAAAAUAAAAGAAACUGACAUGAGCACCUGUUGAUUUUGUUAAGGACGUAUCUACUGUACAUGUUGUGAAGAUUUGUUAAAUGGAUGCAUUAAAAUAAACAGUUAUUAGAGUAUGUAGCAGA